AUGGCACAAAUUUCCAACUCCUCGGAUUCAUUGUACAACUUUGUUGUAAAAGAUGGAAAUGGGAUCAAAGGUUUAGUUGACUCAGGUUUAUCAGAGGUUCCAAAAAUAUACAUACAACCCAUAAACAACAGAAUCAGCAAACUAAACUCAAAACCAUGUGAAAUUCAACCUAUUGAUUUAUCAAAACUCAAUGGGCCAGAACAUGAAAAAGUGGUGGAUGAAAUUGUUAGAGCUGCUGAGACACUUGGAUUCUUUCAAGUAGUGAAUCAUUGUGUUCCUCCCGAGUUGUUGGAAUCACUUAAAGAUUCAGCACACUCUUUCUUCAACUUGCCACCAGAGGACAAAGUUAUUUACCGCAAUAGUGCGAGUAAUACGAGAUAUAAAACUAGCUUUGUACCUGAGUUAGAAAAAGUGUUGGAAUGGAAAGAUUAUAUCAAUAUGGUUUAUAGUUGUGAUGAAGAUGCUCUUCAACAUUGGCCUAAUAUAUGCAAGCCAGAACAUGAAAAAGUGGUGGAUGAAAUUGUUAGAGCUGCUGAGACACUUGGAUUCUUUCAAGUAGUGAAUCAUUGUGUUCCUCCCGAGUUGUUGGAAUCACUUAAAGAUUCAGCACACUCUUUCUUCAACUUGCCACCAGAGGAGAAAGUUAUUUACCGCAAUAGUGCGAGUAAUACGAGAUAUAAAACUAGCUUUGUACCUGAGUUAGAAAAAGUGUUGGAAUGGAAAGAUUAUAUCAAUAUGGUUUAUAGUUGUGAUGAAGAUGCUCUUCAACAUUGGCCUAAUAUAUGCAAGGAAGUUGCACUUGAAUAUUUGAAGUUAUCAUCCAAGAUAGCGAGAGACUUAUUAAAAAUAUUAAUUGAUAAACUUGGAGUGAAACUAGAUGAUUCAAAAAUGGAGAGUCUUAUUGGUACGAAGAUGGUUAACAUGAACUACUAUCCAGCAUGUCCAAAUCCAGAACUCACCGUCGGUACAGUGCGUCACUCAGACUCAGGAACUAUCACAAUUCUUCUUCAAGAUGGAAUUGGUGGAUUGCAUGUUAAAUCAGAAGAUGAGAGUAAUGAUGAAAAAGAAGUGUGGCUUGAAAUUCCUCCAAUGCAGGAAGCUUUAGUCAUCAAUGUUGGUGAUGCUUUAGAGGUUUGAUAUAUCUUUAAAUCAAAAAAUACGACAUAGUUAAAAUCUUAAAAUUGUACUAAUGUACUUUGCAUCAUAACUAAUAAUCCUUUUGUAUUUUACUUGAAGGUACUUAGCAAUGGAAAAUAUAAAAGUGCUGAACAUAGAGUACUGACAACUUCCACACAAUCAAGAGUAUCAGUUCCAAUGUUCAGUCUUCCUAUGUUUACUGAGAGGAUUGGCCCAUUUCCAGAAUUGGUGAAGAAAGAUGGAUUUGCUGGUUAUAGAGAUGUCUUGUGGCAGGAUUAUAUGGACAACUACUUUAGGAGUUCUCAUGAUGGAAAAAGACUCUUAAUUUUGCAAAAAUCAACUCUACUUAAUAAUUCUAUAAAAGAGAGUAUGAAGUAUGUGUUUAAUUUUUUAAAUGAGUUUUAAUUUAGAAGUCAGUGGACAAAUAAAAAGUUCUUGUAGUGGAAAGGCCAAGAGGUUAGUGGUCUUUUAAUAGAACUCAGUUGCAUUUUAAUUCCUAGAAUAGUAGUAUCUUGGGUCUUUAUAAAGACUUUGUUGUAUUUUCAUUUCAAUAAGCAAGAGAGCAAUAUAUAAAGUAGUAUUUAUAUCAACAAA
Messenger RNA from Vicia villosa (hairy vetch), 1731 nucleotides. RefSeq names its product scopoletin 8-hydroxylase-like. The record is from RefSeq and is a predicted model, not a curated record. The transcript has 3 exons. The coding region runs from base 1 to 1137 and encodes 378 amino acids. NCBI's taxonomy places the organism in Eukaryota, Viridiplantae, Streptophyta, Magnoliopsida, Fabales, Fabaceae.